Molecule: messenger RNA, 319 nt
Organism: Anopheles cruzii
Lineage: Eukaryota; Metazoa; Arthropoda; Insecta; Diptera; Culicidae
Exons: 2
Coding region: 1-258 (85 amino acids)
Source: RefSeq, a predicted model, not a curated record
AUGCAGAAAAUUGUUUUCUUCGGUGGAACCGGCAUGACGGGGCAAUGUGCCGUACGGUAUGCGCUUAAAAAAGGUAAGCCGAGGCUAGUGCCAGAGUUCACGGCGAAUGAGCCACAAGCAAAAUUCGCCACGGACUACGACAAAUCGCCCGCCCAUUCGAGAUCGAUUUCAAAACUAGAUCUUGGCCAAUUCCUCGUAGAUUGCCUGUUCGACGAUGGACAUUCCCGGAAGGUUAUCGGCAUUUGUACGGUUAAGUAAAGUGCUGCGCUAUCACAAACCGUUCAACGCGUUUCUUUUUUGCUAAAUAAAGUGCUUCUUU